GGUCGCGUCAUUGUCCACAGCCAAGUCCCAGGCAGCUCCAGCCAACCUCCCUUACGGCCAGCGGCCUCGAUGUCCUUCCCCCGGUGUGCCCUGUUGUGGGCUCGGCUCCCCGCGGGGCGCCGGGCUGGCCACCGGGCUGGCCACCGGGCAGCGGUCUGCUCUGUUUUUCGCGCCCGCGUUGAACCCGUGCCUGGGGCUCUGGGGCGCGUGUGUGCCGUUGCCUCCGCCUCCUCUUCCUCUUCUUCCGCCUCAGGAGGCUCCAAAGCUCCGAACACGUCCUUGUUCGUGCCGCUGACUGUGAAACCUCAGGGCCCCAGCGCGGAUGGCGACGUCGGGGCCGAGCUAACCCGCCCUCUGGAUAAGAACGAAGUAAAGAAGAUCUUAGACAAGUUUUACAAGAGGAAAGAAAUUCAGAAACUGGGUGCUGAUUAUGGACUCGAUGCUCGUCUGUUCCAUCAAGCUUUCAUCAGCUUUAGAAAUUAUAUCAUGCAGUCUCAUUCUCUGGAUGUGGACAUUCACAUUAUUUUGAAUGACAUUUGCUUCAGUGCAGCUCAUGUGGAUGAUUUAUUUCCAUUUUUCUUGAGACAUGCGAAACAGAUAUUUCCUGUGUUGGACUGUAAGGAUGACCUACGUAAAAUCAGUGAUUUAAGAAUACCACCAAACUGGUACCCAGAAGCCAGAGCCGUACAGCGGAAGAUAAUAUUCCAUUCAGGCCCAACAAACAGUGGAAAGACUUACCAUGCAAUCCAGAAAUACUUGUCAGCAAAAUCUGGAGUGUAUUGUGGCCCUUUAAAAUUACUGGCACAUGAGAUCUUCGAAAAGAGUAAUGCUGCUGGUGUUCCGUGUGACUUGGUAACAGGAGAGGAACGUGUGACCAUAGAGCCAGAUGGGAAACAGGCUACCCAUGUUGCUUGUACAGUUGAGAUGUGCAGUGUUACAACUCCUUAUGAAGUGGCCGUGAUCGAUGAAAUUCAAAUGAUCAGAGAUCCAGCCAGAGGAUGGGCUUGGACUAGAGCACUUCUAGGGCUCUGUGCUGAAGAAAUCCAUUUGUGUGGAGAAUCUGCCGCUAUUGACCUGGUUACUGAGCUUAUGUACACGACUGGGGAGGAAGUGGAGGUUCGAAACUAUGAGAGGCUUACCCCCAUUUCUGUGCUGGAUCAUGCAUUAGAAUCAUUAGACAACCUUCGGCCUGGGGACUGCAUUGUCUGUUUUAGCAAGAAUGAUAUUUAUUCUGUGAGUCGACAGAUUGAAAUUCGGGGAUUGGAAUCAGCUGUUAUAUAUGGCAGUCUCCCACCUGGGACCAAACUUGCUCAAGCAAAAAAGUUUAAUGAUCCUGAUGAUCCAUGCAAAAUCCUGGUUGCUACAGAUGCAAUUGGCAUGGGACUUAAUUUGAGCAUAAGGAGAAUUAUUUUUUAUUCCCUUAUAAAACCCACUAUCAAUGAAAAGGGAGAGAGAGAAAUAGAACCAAUUACUACCUCUCAGGCCUUGCAGAUUGCUGGCAGAGCUGGUAGAUUCAGUUCAAAAUAUAAGGAGGGAGAAGUGACAACAAUGAAUCGAGAAGACCUCAGUUUAUUAAAGGAAAUUUUGAAUAGGCCCGUGGAUCCUAUAAAGGCAGCCGGUCUUCAUCCAACUGCUGAGCAGAUUGAAAUGUUUGCUUACCAUCUCCCUGAUACAACACUUUCUAAUCUCAUUGAUAUUUUUGUAGACUUUUCACAAGUUGAUGGGCAGUAUUUUGUCUGCAACAUGGAUGAUUUUAAAUUUUCUGCAGAGUUGAUCCAACAUAUUCCAUUAAGUCUCCGAGUGCGGUAUGUUUUCUGCACAGCUCCGAUCAACAAGAAGCAGCCCUUUGUCUGUUCUUCAUUGUUACAGUUUGCCAGGCAGUAUAGUAGGAAUGAGCCACUGACCUUCUCAUGGUUACGCAGAUAUAUUAAAUGGCCAUUACUUCCACCUAAGAAUAUUAAAGAUCUUAUGGAUCUAGAAGCUGUCCAUGAUGUCUUGGAUCUUUACCUGUGGCUAAGCUACCGGUUUAUAGAUAUGUUUCCAGAUGCCAGCCUUAUUCGAGACCUCCAGAAAGAAUUGGAUGGCAUUAUCCAAGAUGGUGUACACAACAUCACCAAACUGAUUAAAAUUUCAGAGGCACAAAAGCUGUUGAAUUUGGAGAGCUUGUCAGCAGAGAACCAGUCACGAUUGUCAGGAACUGUGAAGGGCCAAGCUAGAAGGAUGCGUGGAGCCAAAACAUUAGGGAAUAAAGCUGUUGAGACACCCAGCCCCAGUGUGGGAGAGAAAUCCCUGGCUUCCAGAUUGGUACAGCAAGGCCUUCUCACUGCAGACAUGCUGAAACAGCUAGAAAAAGAGUGGCUAACACAACAAACGGAGCAUGGCAAAGACAAAACAGAGCAUGGAACUCACUCAAAAGGGACAAGAAGGAAGAAGAAGGAACCUAAUUCAGAUUAGUUUUACUUUAUUUUUGCAAAUAAAAAUAUUUUAAAACCUUUUUUUUUCUCAUAUGUAUUUACUCGUUGCUAUGGUAUUGUGGCUAUCUCUUACUGUUGUGUUUUUUGUUUGUUUUUGUGGCGUGGGAAAAUAAGCUCUUAAAGAUUUAUUUAAGAUUUAAUUAUUUUAACAUUUAAAAAUUACAAAUUACAAAUGUCUUAGAGAUUUUAUUUAAAAUUUAUAUACUGGCCAUUUGUAGUAUAGCACUAAGAUAAUGCAUUGUAAGGAACUGUGUUUGGGAAUAAAAUCCAUUUGGUGAAUUGUUUUGAUCA
This is a messenger RNA of Mustela erminea (ermine), 2765 nucleotides long. RefSeq names its product Suv3 like RNA helicase (gene SUPV3L1). NCBI's taxonomy places the organism in Eukaryota, Metazoa, Chordata, Mammalia, Carnivora, Mustelidae. The transcript is spliced from 15 exons. The record is from RefSeq and is a predicted model, not a curated record. Gene Ontology annotation, biological process: RNA catabolic process; mitochondrial RNA 3'-end processing. Gene Ontology annotation, molecular function: RNA helicase activity; hydrolase activity, acting on acid anhydrides; ATP binding. Gene Ontology annotation, cellular component: mitochondrial degradosome. Bases 70 to 2454 code for a protein of 794 amino acids.